CCGCUACUGGCGGCUCAGUACUGGUAAACAAACCUCAUGCACUAUCCCUUUUAGCAUUUUGUUUUUCACCGAACAUUCCACCGAAGUUGCCAACUAGUUCCGGUGUUGUUGCUACCUGUUGUACCUGCACAAAUCUGUUGUAACUCUACUCACCACGGGUAAUAUUGUGCCUUACUACGUGAAGCAUCUCUUGAUGAAACCUACCCCCGUGAACCCCGUAGUUUCUUCUAAAGCAAGCGAAGCAUGAGUAGAAUUGGAUGUACGACAUAUGUCAUGGUAUCUGACGAAUGAUCCCAAAGGACACGUCUUCUCCUUAAGCAAUGCCGCACGUGAUAAUCCAGGCGGCUAACAAGAAUGACGUAUGUCUGUUGAGGAGAGCACUGGGAGGUAUAAAGCUAGGGGAGGUAAGCGAGGAUGAUCUGAACGAGGCCCUAAUCCGUGCCGCCAACAACGGCAGCACCGCAUGUGUGAGCGCCCUGCUUGCCCACGGGGUUUCACCGGACGUCACCGACAUUGACAACGACACGCCGCUUAUGUUAGCCGCCUGUAACAACAAGACUGAGGUGGUGAAGGUGCUUCUUCAGGGUGGGGCAAGUGUUAACCUAGUCAGUGAUACGGGCCGCACAGCUCUGCAUAUGGCUAGCUGGAACGGCCACACCCACCUGGUGAAGAUCUUGCUAGGGGAGCCCGUGGAUGCUGGGAUAGCUGAUCGGUACGGAGACUCGGCCCUUAUGCUGGCCGCCCUGAACGGUCACGUGGAGGUUGUCAGGAUUUUGCUGGACUCAGGCUGUGAUGUUAACGUGAGGAACCACGAGAAGGACACCGCCAUCCACUACGCUGUCAAAAGGGACUACGGAGACGUUGUGCGCCUGCUGGUGCAGGCCGGGGCCGAGAAGGACUAUCAGAACGCUUGGGGAAUGAGUCCCCUAAUGCUGGCUGCCGAGAGGAACUGUGUGGGAGCGAUACAGGGGCUGCUGAUGGCCAGGGUAAAGGUGAACCUCCAGGGCCCCGCUGGGAGAACCGCCCUACACUUAGCAGCAUGUCGAGGGAACCCCGCCUGUGCCGCUCUUCUCAUCUCACACGACGCACAACCUGACCCCAAGGACUGUGAGGGCCGCACGCCCGUAAUGGAGGCGGCCUAUCAUGGCCAUACCCACAUCGUCAGACUGCUGGUCAGGGCGGGAGCAGAUGUGGACCCAAUCUUCAGUAAGGAAGUAUCUAGCUGUUACAACGAGCCUUAUUUGACGGACGAUUUGGAGAUGGCGAAAAUACUGCUGGGGGCAUCCAGCGAGCAGAACGUGGUUCAUAAUCUUCUCGUUGACCCCAGAUACACUGAGGAUAUGUUCUCCAGCAUAGAGGUGUUGGCCUGGUUGAGGGCUCAUGCGUACACCCCCGAGAGCCUGUUUCAGCUUUGUAGACGAGAGAUUCGGCAUCUCCUCCGCGGAAGGAUGCACGUGUCAUAUUCUCUUCCCAUACCCUCUACUCUUAAAGCUUAUAUCAACAUGUACGACGAUGUGUACAAUCCAAAACUAUAGUUUGUAUCUCUGUGGA
This is a messenger RNA of Liolophura sinensis, 1551 nucleotides long. Its product is annotated as ankyrin repeat domain-containing protein 50-like. The transcript has 3 exons. Gene Ontology annotation, biological process: intracellular signal transduction. Gene Ontology annotation, molecular function: protein binding. The record is from RefSeq and is a predicted model, not a curated record. The coding region runs from base 321 to 1535 and encodes 404 amino acids. NCBI's taxonomy places the organism in Eukaryota, Metazoa, Mollusca, Polyplacophora, Chitonida, Chitonidae.